Ornithorhynchus anatinus (platypus) is the source of this 3114-nucleotide messenger RNA. RefSeq names its product G-patch domain containing 1 (gene GPATCH1). Gene Ontology annotation, cellular component: nucleus. The transcript has 20 exons. Gene Ontology annotation, biological process: mRNA processing. The record is from RefSeq and is a predicted model, not a curated record. NCBI's taxonomy places the organism in Eukaryota, Metazoa, Chordata, Mammalia, Monotremata, Ornithorhynchidae. Bases 16 to 2886 code for a protein of 956 amino acids. Gene Ontology annotation, molecular function: RNA binding.
GAGCAAGAAGACAAGAUGGCCGACUCCGACGGCCAUAGCGACAGCGACAGCGACAGCGACGAGGGCCUGGCCGUCUAUGGGACCAGUUUGGAGCCCUUGGAGGAAGGCCAACGACCCAAGAAGCCAGUUCCACUUCAAGAACAGACCGUCAGGGAUGAAAAGGGACGGUACAAACGUUUUCAUGGAGCCUUUAGUGGUGGCUUUUCUGCAGGGUACUUUAAUACCGUUGGUUCUAAAGAAGGAUGGGAGCCUUCCACCUUUAUAUCAUCACGUCAGAACAGAGCAGACAAAUCUGUUCUUGGGCCAGAGGAUUUUAUGGAUGAAGAGGAUUUUAGUGAAUAUGGGAUAGCCCCUAAAUCAAUUGUUACCACAGAUGAUUUUGCUUCCAAAACUAAAGACAGAAUAAAAGAAAAAGCCAGACAGCUCGCAGCUGCUACUGCCCCUAUUCCUGGAGCCACAAUACUAGAUGAUCUGAUUGCACCUGCUAAACUGUCUAUUGGUUUUGAACUCUUACGAAAAAUGGGCUGGAAAGAAGGGCAAGGAGUUGGACCUCGAGUGAAGAGAAAGGCACGCAGGCAAAAACCCGAGCCUGGAGUAAAAAUAUAUGGCUGUGCCUUACCACCUGGUGGUUCUGAAGGAUCAGAGGAUGAAGAGGAAUACUAUCUUCCAGAUAAUGUGACAUUUGCACCCAAAGAUGUAACUCCGGUGGACUUUACUCCUAAAGACAAUGUUCAUGGACUUGCUUACAAGGGCCUAGAUCCCCACAAAGCAUUAUUUGGAAUUUCAGAGGGAGAACAUUUUAAUCUUUUUACUGGUGGAUGUGGAAAGACAAGUAAUCUUCUUGGGGAUGUUAAGCAGACUAAAGGACGUAAACUUGGAAUAUCAGGCCAGGCUUUUGGUGUGGGAGCUUUGGAAGAGGAAGAUGACGAUAUAUAUGCCACAGAAAUGCUAUCUAAGUAUGAUACGGUUUUGAAGGAUGAGGAACCUGGAGAUGGACUGUAUGGGUGGACAGCACCCAAGCAAUACAAAGGCAAGAAAGGAUUGGAGAAAGACAUUCGCUAUUUGGGAAAAAUUUUGGAUGGGUUUUCCUUGGCUUCCAAACCUUCCUCUUCCAAGAAAAUUUAUCCACCGCCCGAUUUGCCGAAGGACUACAGACCAUUCCAUUACUUCAGACCUGUGAUAGCUGCUGGCUCGGAAAACUCCCAUUUACUACAGGCACUAGCAGAAUCAUCUGGGAAGCUUUCAGUUGAUAUGCCACAGCAAAGCAGACAUCAACUAAAUGCAUCUAAGAGGAGAGAACUACUAGGAGAAACUCCCCUUCAAGGUCCAACGACUUCUAUUUUAGAGUUUCUAUCCCAGAAAGACAAAGAAAGAAUCAAAGAAAUGAAACAGGCGACUGAAUUGAAAGCAGCCGAAAUGAAAGCAAAGACUUUAGCACAGCAAACCAGGAAGAGCAGGUUCCAGUCAAACUCGGCAGACCCUGCUCAUUGCAGUUGGCAAACGAUGUUAAGUAGAGACCUAGCUUCAGCAGUAUCCAGUGAAUUCAAGCCAUUUGCUAAAAAUCCAGAAAAACAAAAGAGAUACGAAGAGUACUUGGGAGGUCUCAAACAAGGACAUAAAGAUGCUCUGGAAACUUGUUUAGAUUCUAGUAUGACAGAGUGGGAACGAGGAAGGGAGCGUGAUGAGUUCAUUCGGGCGGCCGUGCUUUACAAAUCCUCUAAUUCAACAUUGUCCUCCAGAUUUACCCAUGCCAAGCAUGAAGAUGACACAGACCAAGUAGAAGUUCCUCGAGACCAAGAGGGUGAUAUUAAUGACAAGCAAUCUGCUGUGAAGAUGAAGAUGUUCGGGAAACUCACAAGAGAUAAGUUUGAAUGGCAUCCUGAUAAACUGCUAUGCAGAAGAUUUAAUGUGCCCGAUCCCUACUCAGAUUCAACUCUGGUUGGAUUACCAAAAGUGAAACGAGACAAAUAUUCGGUAUUCAACUUUUUAACUCUUUCGGAAUCAGCCAUCUCCACUACCAGUCAAGUGUCAAGUGAAAAAGGGCAGCAGAAUAAUAAUUCCAACAAACCAAGAAAACCAUCCAGGUGGGAUAUGCCUGACCAAGAAAAGAGGAAAAAAGAUUCUAUUAGUGAAUUUAUAAGUAUGGCUAGAUCAGAAGUUGAGAAUGAGAAACAACAGCCAGAUCCAACCAUAAUGAAAGAUGAGAGGAACACAACAGGACCACUUUUAAAUACGGUAACAAAUGAAAAUGCAGAACAAAAAGAUGAGGAGGAAAGCAGCAGACCACCUAUGGAUUUAUUUAAAGCUAUCUUUGCUGAAUCAUCAGAUGAAAAGUCGUCUUCAUCCGAUGAUGAAGAAGAAGAAGUAGAAGAAGAAAAAGAAAAUGAAAAUGAAAACAACCGGACAGAUCUUGGGGGAUCAGACUCAAAAAAUUCCAAACAGGCUGAUCCUCUAGAAACUUCAUAUACUCUGCAAGUUUGCCAAAAGGUAACAAAUCAGCCAGUACUCGCUGUACCUCUACAGAAGAAGCUUUUUGACAAAGGAGAAGAAUUUGGACCACGACUGCCUCCUGUAUUCUGUCCUAAUGCUCGUCAGAAACAUGAAGUUAUAGAACUAACUAGUUCUCCUGACACUCAUCAAAAGGGGAAAAAAAAGAACAAAGAAAAACACAAAACAAAGAAAGAAUACAAGCGUAAAAAAGAGAAGAAAAAGAAACACAGGAAACACAAACACAAAGGCAAGCACAAGAAUAAAAAAUCAGAGAAGAACAGUAGUUCAGAGACUGACAGCAGUGACAGCAGUCAAAGUGAUAUAGAGGAGAUCACAGAUAUAUCACCCCAGGAACUGCUAAGGAGGCUGAAAAGUCUUCCAAUAACGAAGAAGUAAUUUAUUCUUCAAUUCUGAUGUGUCUAAUUUUUUAUCUGAAGUCUUGAUCUCCUCCAUGAUGGUAGAUCAGAAAUUGUAUAGUUAAUACCCCAUACAAACUGAAUUUGUUUGAAAGCUUAAAUUUAAACAAAGGUUUAAGAUGUAUAACCCAGAAAGUUGUGUAAAUUAAUACGGAUUUUGACAAGUUGCAAUUAUCAAAUGAAUAAAACCGAGGACAUGUAUUUUAAA